AUAAAACCUCAGAUCACACUUUCCCCGCUCAGGUUGCCUGUGUGAGGUGCAGGGAGUUGAGGUCUGGACGAUACAGGGAACCGGAGGCAAUUAAGAAAAUUCAGCACCAACAUGAUGUUCCUACUGACCAUUGCCUUCUUGUGUGUCACCUCUGGGGUUCUGGCUCAGAACAAUAACAACAAUGUUCCAAGUGAGAAUUUGGCGCUCCAAGGUCGGGCGACUCAAUCUUCUAUAUACUACUAUUUCGCCUAUGGCUACUUAGCGGCGGCUAUUAAUGCCAUUGAUGGAAACAUGGAUGCCAACUUCCAACACGGAUCAUGUUCCAGCACCAAUAACGACAUGUCCCCCUGGUGGCGGGUGGAUUUACUGGACUCCUAUCAAAUAUCCCAGGUGGUUGUGACAAACAGGGGUGACUGUUGCGGAAAUUUGAUUAACGGAGCUCAGAUCCUCAUUGGGGAUACAAUGGAAAACAAUGGCAAUAACAAUCCCAGCUGCGCAGAAAUCUAUUCCAUGCAGAAUGGGGAAACUCAGUCCUUCGAGUGCAACGGGAUGGUAGGCCGCUUCGUUAACAUCAUUAUACCAGGGCAACAACAGUAUCUUACGCUGUGCGAAGUUCAGAUCUAUGGUCAGCCGGUGUCCAAGGGGUCUUCUUCUUAAACACGAUCAUGGAUGAAAAAUAAAAAUUUAAGCAAUAAUGAUAAUCCUUUAUAUAAAUGCAUAAAAUAAUAAAAAAAUUCCAUUUCCACAAAUUUCCAAGUUUUUCCAUGGAAAACAUUUAUUCCAAAAAUAAAAGGCUACAGCACAGGGUUAGAUGGAAUCACUACACCAGCCUUGUCCAUCCUCUCUUGGUGUUACUGUACUACAACUUCCACAAUUCAUGUCUAUCUCUCCUCUGUGUAAUGAUAUAUGUGAUUUUUUUUUUUUGGAAUUUAAUAUUAAUGCUGGAAACUUGUGACCCAUUAAAACUUUCAAAAUUA
This is a messenger RNA of Xenopus laevis (African clawed frog), 977 nucleotides long. RefSeq names its product fucolectin-1-like. NCBI's taxonomy places the organism in Eukaryota, Metazoa, Chordata, Amphibia, Anura, Pipidae. The transcript has 4 exons. The record is from RefSeq and is a predicted model, not a curated record. The coding region runs from base 112 to 657 and encodes 181 amino acids.